Molecule: messenger RNA, 3303 nt
Organism: Akanthomyces muscarius
Lineage: Eukaryota; Fungi; Ascomycota; Sordariomycetes; Hypocreales; Cordycipitaceae
Exons: 3
Coding region: 1-3303 (1100 amino acids)
Biological process (GO): protein import into nucleus
Cellular component (GO): nucleus; cytoplasm
Molecular function (GO): nuclear import signal receptor activity
Source: RefSeq, a predicted model, not a curated record
AUGGACAAGGAUAAGCUUGUCCAGCUGCUGCAGGCCAGCCAAGUUCCCGACACGGAACAGGUCAAGGCCGUGACAGCCGAUCUCCAGAAGAACUACUACUCCAAGCCCGAGUCUCUUCUGCUCCUCGUUGAGAUUGCUCUCACACACGGCGAUGCCCCCAUCCGACAGCUCGCCUCGGUCCAGGCCGCCCGCAUCGCGCCCAAGCACUGGGACAAUGUGCCCGACGACAAGAAGUCGAUGUGCCGCACCCACCUCCUCGAGGGCUCUCUCAAGGAGUCCUCGGCUGCCAACCGUCACUCUCUUGCUCGCUUGAUUGCCGACCUUGUCACUCUCGACAUGGAGAACCAGCAGGGCGAAGAGUUCCUUCAGCAGAUCAUUCCUCUCAACAACCACGACAACGUCGUGGCCCGCGAGGUUGGCUCUUACCUCAUCUAUGCCAUGCUGGAGAACGACCCUGUUCACUUCAGCGACCACACACACCAGCUUCUGCAGCUGUUCCGCUCUCGCAUCGAGGACCCGGACAGCAAGGACGUCCGCAUCAAUGUCGUCCGUGGUGUCGGUGCCAUCCUCAACAAUAUCAUUCCUGAGGAGGACCCCCAGGCCGUGGAGGCUGUUGCCAGUUUCCUUCCUGCAAUGGUCAACAUUCUUAAGGCUACUGUUGAGGCUGAGGAUGAAGAGAACUACAAGGUCGUCUUCGAAGUCUUCCACAACUUCAUUGCUUACGACUCCGCUCUCUUUGGCUCUCACCUCCAGGAGCUCCUUCAGUUCAUGAUGGACCUCGCCGGCAACAAGCAGGCCGAAGAUGAUGCUCGUUCGCAAGCCGUUGCUUUCCUUAUCCAGACGGUUCACUUCCGUCCCCGCAAGCUGCAGGCCAUGAACGACGUUCCUUCCCGAAUGAUGGUCGGUGCCAUGCACAUUGUUGCCGAGCUUGACGACGACGACGAUGACGAGGAUAUGUCUCCGGCCAGAUCCGCCAUCGGCCUCGUUGACGAGCUUGCCAACUCCCUUCCCCCUCGCCAGGUCAUCGUUCCUCUUCUAGAGCAGUUCCCUACCUUUGCUAGCAGCCAGGACCCCAGUUACAGAAUGUCUGCCAUGCUCUCUCUCGGCAAUGCUGCUGCUGGUGCUCCCGACUUCAUCUCCACCCAGCUUGAGCCUCUGCUGCCUACCAUUGUCAGCCUCCUUGUUGACAAUGAGCUCAAGGUUCGCCACGCUGCUCUUGUCGGCCUGAUCCAUCUCGCUGAGGAGAUGGUUGAUGAGAUGGCUUCUCACCACGAGCAGAUUCUCUCUGCCGUGCUCAAGAAUCUCGAGGCUGCUUCACAAGCUGGCAAUGACAAGAAGAACGUUGCCAUCAUCCGCUGUGCCUGCGGUGCCCUCGACACCUUCGGUGACGGCAUUGAGAACAAGGUCAUGGCCCAAUACGGCCCUAACCUGAUUGCCCCCAUGGUCAAGCUCCUGAACCACGACGAUUUUGGCGUCCGUGCUGGCGCUGCUUCUGCUAUCGGCGCCAUUUCUUCCUCUAUGGAGGGUAACUUCCAGCCUUACUUCGAGGAAGUGAUGAAGGCACUCGGCAAGUUUGUCACGAUCAAGGAAACCGACGAAGAGAUGAACCUUCGCAGCGCCACUUGCGAUAGCUUGGGCCGCAUUGCCACUGCUGUUGGCUCCGAGGCCUUUCAGCCUUACGUUAUGGACCUCAUGAAGGCCAGUGAGGAGGCCCUCCACCUCGACAACCCCAGACUUAAGGAGACUAGCUUCAUUCUCUGGUCCAGCCUCUCCAAGGUCUACCAGGAGCAGUUCGGCCACUUCCUCGACGGCGUUUUCAACGGCCUCUUUUCCUCGCUUGAUCUUGAAGAGGAGGAGAUAGAUCUUCCCGGUGUUGACGCCAGCCAGCUUGGCGAAGGCUCCAUCGUUGUUGGUGGCAAGAAGAUCAAGGUCAAGACGAACUCUAGCGAGGACGAUGUUGCCAUUGCUACUGGUGGUGCUGACGAGGAUGACUGGGCUGACCUGGAGGACUUUGAGGAUCUCGGCGCCGUCACUGCCGUAGCUCUUGAGCAGGAGAUUGCUCUCGAUGUUCUCGGCGACGUCAUCGCCAACUCUUGCAACAGCAGCAACCUCGAGACUUACACCGAAAAGACGAUUGAGAAGAUUACUCCCUUCGCCGAGCACACAUACGAGGGUUGCCGCAAGUCUGCCAUCUCCACUCUUUGGAGAAUCUACACCCGCGUGUUCCAGAUCUGGGAGACAAAUGCUGGCGUCAAGUGGGAGCCUGGCAUGCCUCCCAAGCACACCCCCCCUGCGUCCAUUGUCAGCAUAGGCCAGGCUCUCCAGCAGACCACCAACAACCUCUGGGCCGAAGACGGCGAACGGAGCGUCAUUACGGAUAUCAACCGCAAUGUUGCUGCUGCUCUCAAGGCAUGUGGUCCUGCUGUUCUCGCCUCCAACUCUGAGAUGCUUCAGGAGAUCGUCUCAGUCAUCACCUUGAUCAUCACCCGCUCGCACCCCUGCCAGCAAGAUCUCGGUGACGAGGAAGGCGAGCAGGAGAUCGACGCUGGCUCGUCGGAAUACGAUUGGCUUGUUGUCGAUACUGCUCUUGAUGUUGUCAUUGGCCUGGCUACCGCCCUUGGUCCCUCUUUCGCUGAGCUCUGGAAGAUCUUUGAGAAGCCCGUUCUCAAGCUCGCCAGUUCCACUGAGGAUCUUCACCGCUCCACUGCCGUCGGCACCAUUGCCGAGGUCCUGAAGCACGCUGGCGAGGCUAUGACCCCCUUCACUGAGUCUCUUGGCCAGGCUCUUGGGCGUCGUCUAACGGACCCUGAUGCUCUUGCCAAGUCGAACGCUGCCUAUGCCAUGGGUCUCCUCGUCUACACUUCUACCGACACUUCCAAGACUUUCCCCCUGUACCCUCAGAUCUGGGAGAAGCUCGAGCCUCUCAUCGCUGUCCGUGAGAUGCGUCUCACUGACAAUGUUGCCGGUGCUCUUUGCCGCAUGAUGAUGAAGAACCCCGACGCCGGCUUCGUCAGCGAGGCUCUCCCUGCCAUCGUCAAUGUCCUUCCCCUCGAAGAAGACUAUGAGGAGAACGAGCCCAUCUACAAGUGCAUCUACACUCUCUACGACCAGUCUAACCAGACUGUCCAGCAGCUUACUCCCCAGCUUCUUGGUAUCUUUGAGAAGGUCCUAUCGCCUCCCGAAGACCAGCUGGAGCCUAGCAGCCGCGAGAUUUUGCAGCGCGUCGUUGGAGUUCUCUACAAGUCUCAGCCUGACCUCCUUGCCAACCACGCUGGCUUGCUCAAGCUUGCUGGUCUGCAAUAA